This is a messenger RNA of Protopolystoma xenopodis, 705 nucleotides long. NCBI's taxonomy places the organism in Eukaryota, Metazoa, Platyhelminthes, Monogenea, Polystomatidea, Polystomatidae. The record is from the annotation of a GenBank genome assembly.
AUGGUGCUGACAUGUCUUACCCUUCCCGUCCUCCCGUCGGCCUCAGGUCCUUCUACAAGACGGGCUGGACAGUCCGGUCUGUGCGGUCACUUUUCUGCUGCGCUUCUUCUUCACCACCGCCGGUCUCGGCUGGUGGCUCGUCUUCUGCCUGAACUGGUGCCUGGACACCGUGAACUGUCAUCCUCCGGCCUCCGCGACCCGACGACCCAGUUGUCGUCUCGGCCGAUUCACGCGACUUUGGCUCGAGCGCGUUGCGUCUCGCGUAGCCGCCUGGAACGGACCGUCACGUCUUGUCGGCGGCCCGAGCUCGAGUCCCGCCGGACAGGUCUGGCGCCACGUGGUCGCCUGGACGCCGGCCGGCCUCCUCACCGCCGGUCUGCUCGUGUUGCGCGCCGCCGAGGCCGGCGAACUGGCCGGCGUCUGCGAGUUGGGCCUGCACCGGCACCGACGUCUGCUCUACCCCUACGCCGGGCUGAUCAACCCGCCCGCCCAGUUACCACAGCAACUAGCACCACUACUACUGCCGCCGAUGCCGCCAGCACCGCCAGCAUCAUCAGCAUCAUCAGCAUCAGCCAUACACGGGUUCGCGGACAGCGCGCCCACCGGUACGGCCGACCAGCUCGGCGUCACACCGGCCUCCCUCCUGCUCUUCAACAAGGCACAGUCGCAAUCGCUUGCCGCCAUUGUCGGUCCUCUUUCCGGUAA